Setaria italica (foxtail millet) is the source of this 1403-nucleotide messenger RNA. RefSeq lists its product as uncharacterized. The coding region runs from base 137 to 1150 and encodes 337 amino acids. The record is from RefSeq and is a predicted model, not a curated record. NCBI's taxonomy places the organism in Eukaryota, Viridiplantae, Streptophyta, Magnoliopsida, Poales, Poaceae. The transcript has 4 exons.
UACCACUUUUCACCGCAGCUACUGGGUAGCCUCGAUCGCUUCCGUCUCCAUCCAUCAAUUGCUGGCUUGCUGCACGACACAAGCAAACUCGGCUCGCAGUACUGUAGCAUCUCUCGAUCGAUCGAUCCAACCCGCCAUGGGACAAGGCAAGGAGGUGAAGACCCGGCCCGACCCCAAAGUGGAGAUCCAGGAGAAAGGCGAAAUCUUCUUCUUCUACAGGCCCAAGGUGGGCAAGGACGAGGCGCGCGGCCCCGACGACGUCCAGCGCAUGUACAUCGUCCUGCGCCCGGAGUCCGGCGACCGCGCCGUCGAGGAGAAGCAGGCGCCGGACUCCGGCAAGGAGGGCCGCAAGCACCACCACCAGGACGACGGCGACCGAGGAGGAUCCGGAGGAGGGGCGAGCACGAAGGAAGGCCACGAAGGCGGCCAUGGCAAGGAGGAGGUUAACAUCGAGGAGCAGCCGCUGCUCCGGCUGGUGGUCAUGGGGAGGAAGAGCCUGCCGGAUCCGGCCAAGCACAGCCGCCCGUACUGGGGGUACGUCGAGCUCGUCACCACCAAGGUCCAGGACAUCAAGGACGCGCUCAAGGAAGAGGAGUACAGCACGGCGACGCAGGGCCAGCGCCGCAGGCCGGCAGCGCGUGCGCUGGGCGAGGGCGUGUACCGUAUCCUGAGGCACGAGCCGGGCGGGCGGCGCUCCCCGCACACCCACCUCGUGUACAAGCUGGAGCUCCCGACCCGCGGCGACGGGGAGCCGCAGGAGGCGAUGAACGUGGAGCCGGAGGCGUCGUUCCUCGUGCAGGUGAAGAACCCCGACCCGCCCUCCGGCGGCCGCGGUGGCGGGUUCCGCGGGCUGCAGAGCAAGCGCCGCGCGGCGUUCCCGGCGCACCUGCAGGGCGCGUUCGGGAGCCGGCGGUUCGCGCCGGCGGACCCGCCGGACCUGCUCAACUACGAGGGGUGCGAGCUGCUGCUCAUCGCGGCGUCGGACGACGUCGAGGAGGAGCUCGGGCUGGAGCUGGAGGGGGAGGCGGAGGGAGAGGAGGGGGAGGGUAGCCAGGGGGAGGAGCAGCGGGCGGCCGGGUGCUCGGACCUGGUGAAGAUGUUCGGCGAGGUGGCCGACGUGAAGCCGCUGCUGAGCGGGAGCUGGGACUAGGCCGGCCGGCCGGCCACGCGACCACUGACGUGGUGUCAUUGUGCGCGUGCGCUCGUUCCAGCCUUUUGUCUUUGAUCAAUGGAGAUGGCGCUUUUGUUGCUCUCCAUAGUUAGGAAGGAGGUCGUUGUCGUAGGAAGGUGUUUAAUUAGCUUGCUGCAGUUUUAGUUGUUUGGAUGUACUAACUGCUUACUGCUAUUUAGCAUGGCAGUGUAAAGUUGGGUUCAAACUUAAAGUUGGAACCGAAUUACCGUGU